CAUGCAAAGUCCAAAUCUUAGUUGUAACGAAAAAUGAUCAAGGUAUAUAGAAUUUUGUCUACUUUCCAAACUCAGAGAUGGUGUUGAAUUAUAUUCAUCUCCUUUUUUAAUUAAAGUAUGAUUUAGAUGAAAUUUGACAAAAAGAAAAAGAAAAAGUGUGGGUGUGGCGUCCACGAAGCUUCUCCUUGAUCGUAGUUUGCUGUGUUUGUAAUUUAACGAUUUUGGCGGAUGCUCCAUUCUCUGUUUCUAUUUUUAUUUUUAUUUAAUUUACAGAUCCAUCCAACACCAACUAUCAUCAAUGGCUUCCACCCCAAGGAAGCGCCCAAAACCACACUCCAAAUCCACGCACUCUCCUUCUUCUUCUUCUUCGCUCAAUGCCUUAAUGGAACCACCCGAAAACUUCUUCCCCUCCAAGCCCGAGCUCUUCAAGCUUCUUGCCGUAAUCGCCAUCGCCACCUCCGUCGCCGCCCUCUGCAACUAUGUCGUCACCAUUCUCAGUCGUCACUCCAAGCCCUUUUGUGAUACCAAUGCCGAUUCUCAGUAUCUGCCGUCCGACUUGUGUGAGCCUUGUCCAAGUAAUGCAGAAUGUUAUCAAGGCAUGAUGGAAUGCGUUCGUGGCUAUAGAAAGCAUGGGAAGUUAUGUAUUGAAGACGGGGAUAUUAAUGAAACAGCUAAGAAACUUGCAAAUAGGAUAGAAACUCAUGUUUGUGAAGGAUAUGCUCAAUUUUUGUGCGGAACAGGUUCAGUUUGGGUUCAGGAGGAUGAAGUGUGGAAUGAUGUAGAUGAACUCAAGAUGAUGGAGAAUUUGGGGUUGGAGAAUGCCAUUGAUAUGCACACAAAACAAAGGGCAAUGGAAAUGAUUGAUGGAUUAUUGGAAACAAAGAUAAAUCAUAGAGGGAUCAAGGAGUUAAAGUGUCCAAACUUGCUGGCUGAACACUACAAACCUUUUAGCUGCCGCGUCCAGCAGUGGAUCUCCAAUCAUGCAUUAGUCCUCAUGCCAAUUUGUGGACUGCUUGUAGGAAGCAUAUUGUUACUCAGGAGAAUCCGUCAAAGAAGGAAUCUAUCAGCCAGAGCUGAAGAGCUUUACAACCAGAUUUGUGACAUCCUUGAGGAGAAUGCCAUGAUGACAAAGGGUGGGGAUGGUGAAGGCGAACCUUGGGUAGUUGUCUCUUGGUUACGUGAUCAUCUUCUUUUGCCCAAGGAAAGGAAGGACCCUCUGUUAUGGAGAAAGGUUGAGGAGUUGGUUCAGGAAGAUUCUCGUCUAGAUCGAUACCCAAAGCUGGUGAAGGGUGAAUCAAAAGUAGUUUGGGAAUGGCAAGUUGAAGGUUCUUUGAGUUCAAGGUUGAGGAAAAAGAGAGAGGCAAGCAAACUGAAGCCCAGUGGAGGCACAAAUAUAAAUUCUGGUGUACAGAGUCCGGCAAUGAAAGCUUCUGAGAUGGUGAACUGUUGAACCUUUGUUCCAGGACCAAGCUUUUAUGUUGUAAAGCAUUGAACACCUCUGAUUCAUUGUCCUCCUUCUGGAGCCAAACGAAAUGUAUGAAAUGAUGUUUAUACAAAACCCAAGGCUAUGCCAUACUAUUAGUCUCAA
Molecule: messenger RNA, 1588 nt
Organism: Vitis vinifera (wine grape)
Lineage: Eukaryota; Viridiplantae; Streptophyta; Magnoliopsida; Vitales; Vitaceae
Exons: 10
Coding region: 299-1450 (383 amino acids)
Cellular component (GO): nuclear inner membrane
Molecular function (GO): chromatin binding
Source: RefSeq, a predicted model, not a curated record